AUGUUAAUAGACCCAGCAGUGUUGAAGGGCUGGCAGGACGAGCUAGACGCUCAGGCCACCAGUAUAGGCAAUAUGGAGAGGAUGACGGUGUCUAUUUUUGAGCUGUUGGACUCCAUCGGGGCUCCCAAGCCGCAGCCGCCCAAAGACUCCUGCACGACUCUCAAGCGUCCGCCUCCCGAGGACUUCUGCGCCGCUCUGAAGCCGCCGCCUCGCAAACGUUACUGCACGGCUCUCAAGCUGCCGCCGCCUCCCGACGACACCAGCGGGGCUCUCAAGCCACCGCUGCUGCCUCCCGACGACUCCAGCGAUCCGAAAGAUCAUCUUCUGCCAAAGCCCAGACUGGAGAACAAUAAAUCUGGAAUUGUAUUUCAGAGAAAUAUUUUUAAUGAUACAAGAGGAGAAGUUGAUAUCUGUAAAUUCCAACCCUCCUCCCCACAAGAACUUAUUGAAGAACAGAACAUAUUCAGCUCAAUAGCUUGGCCCCAAACACCACCCCUGCUGGGUAACAAGUGCACCAACGCCCGUGGCAGUAGCUUUACUCUUCACAGAGGCGCUGGAGGGCAACAGUGGCAUGUUGGCGAUGAACUGAGAGUAACUAUUACCAUGAAGGACUUCCUGGGCAAACCAAAGAAGACUGGAGGAGAUGUCCUAGUUGCCCGAGUCCACAACUCAGUUCUUCAGGCUGGUGUUGCAGGGCAAGUUAUCGACCAUGAAAACGGCUCCUACACAGCCACAUUUCCUUUACUCUGGACUGGAAAAGCAACCAUCGAGGUGACUCUUCUUCAUCCCAGUGAGGCCGUCACAGUAAUAAGAAGACUGAACAAAGACAAUCCAGACAGAGUUUACUUUAAAAGUGUUUUCCGCCUAAAUUCCAUCUCUGAAACCAUGAACUGUAAUUUCUGCCUGCGACCCACCAAACUGCCAGUGUGUGACUUCACCGACCUGCGCACAGGGGAGCCAUGGUUCUGCUUCAAGCCAAAACAGCUGGGCUGUGAAAGCAGAAUCAGCCAUUUUAUGGGAGGAUAUCAUGAGAAAAUAUACCAUGACCCUGGUGAAGAAAAGGUUUUCCAAAUUGGUGUCAACAUGAAAGUGAAACUGAGAUCUGAAGGACCAGCGUUUGUGAACGUGCUGCCACAGAGGAAUGAGAGGAACAGAACCGUAGAGAACUUGGGACAUUCUGGAUAUUACUACCGUGGAGAGUGGCAGGCCCUGGAUGGGACCAGAGUUCAGCAUUUUCAAAAGCCUGCUGCCAUGAGUAAAUGUCUCCAAGGAAAGAAGAUCUACAUGUUUGGAGACUCCACUGUCAGACAGUGGUAUGAAUACCUUGUUGAAAAACUGCCAGGUCUGGUGAAUUUUGAUUUCCACAAUGGCCCAAUGACCGGACCGUACAUGGCGACCGACAUUGCAAACAACAUCUUCAUGCUCUACCAGGUCCAUGGUCUGCCCAUACGUAUACGACCCAUCUCAGUCAGCAAGGUUCGAUACGUUGCCAAUGAGCUGAACUCCAUCGAGGGAGGAGCAAACACCGUUGUAAUUUUGGGUAUCUGGGCUCACUUUGGUUCAUUACCUGAUGAGGUUUACCUCAGGAGACUGCAGCGCAUCCGCAACGCUGUUGUGCAAUUGUUGAACAGGUCUCCAGGCACACUGGUUAUUAUUCGCACUGGAAACAUCAAAGACCUGUCUGCUUCUAGAGCAGUAUUCAACAGUGACUGGUCCACCAUGCAGCAGAAUAAGAUACUUCGAGCUGUGUUCCACGGAGUGAAUGUUCGCUGGGUGGAUGCCUGGGAGAUGACAUUGGCACAUGAUGCCAGGUUUCUGCUUCACCCCCUGCCCCCUAUUAUCAAGAACAUGGUGGAUGUGGUCCUGUCCUACAUCUGUCCUCUGAAGGAGGGAAAGGUGCUUGGUGGCAAGAGCGCUGUGGCCGUCUCCUGA
Molecule: messenger RNA, 1932 nt
Organism: Synchiropus splendidus (mandarinfish)
Lineage: Eukaryota; Metazoa; Chordata; Actinopteri; Syngnathiformes; Callionymidae
Product: NXPE family member 3-like
Exons: 7
Coding region: 1-1932 (643 amino acids)
Source: RefSeq, a predicted model, not a curated record